Brassica rapa (field mustard) is the source of this 9655-nucleotide messenger RNA. Its product is annotated as S-type anion channel SLAH1. The record is from RefSeq and is a predicted model, not a curated record. Gene Ontology annotation, molecular function: voltage-gated monoatomic anion channel activity. Gene Ontology annotation, cellular component: membrane. Gene Ontology annotation, biological process: transmembrane transport; intracellular monoatomic ion homeostasis. NCBI's taxonomy places the organism in Eukaryota, Viridiplantae, Streptophyta, Magnoliopsida, Brassicales, Brassicaceae.
GUUAUACAAUAGAUACAUAUUUACAUAUUUCUACUUUUAAUCGGUUUAUUCGGUUUAAUCGGUUAUAUUCCAAACCAUAUCCAAAUCCUACAGUUUUUAUAAAAUUAUAUCCAUUCGGUUUAUAUGGUAUAUUCCAAAACCAAACCAUAUUGUCUAUUUUGGUUCGGUUCGGUUCGGUACGGUUCGAUUUUACCAUAUUGAACAACCCUAAUUACAACGAAUUUACAAGGACAUGUGUAUUACAAGGAAUAUACCAGGCCCGUGUUUUUCAUUACGACGAAUUUACUAGGACUAUAUCUUAAUCCCUGAAAAUCAAAUCCCUAAACCCCAAAGUCUCUUACCUAUAACAUCAUAUCUCUUUUACCACAUUCUCCCAUUUAUCCUAUUUUCUCUUAAACCCUAAACUCCAAUUAAAUCCUUAAAAGCCAACAAAUAAUUAUUAUAAUCAAACAAUAUACACAUGCACUAAGUCUUAAACUGAUUUAUAUACAUUUUUAUAAAUAUUUAAAACAUAUAUUACAUCAUUCUGAAUCAUUCGAGUUUUCAUCAAUAUCACUACAAUGAUCAUCAUUGCUUGCAUCGAACUCUUCUUCACCUUCUCCAUCUGUCAUAUCUUCGAAAAGAUCUUCAUAUUGACGGUUAUCCGGACCAAUAAGAAGGAUGUCAUCAGUUUGUUGUUCAGAUACUUCGACUUCAGUGAUACACACUUCUUCUUGCAAAGGUGAUUCUUCUCCAGCAACUAUUCAACUAUUCGUCCACGAGGUGUAACUUUGAUAGCAGCUAAUAAAGUUAUUCCAAAAUCUCUAAACCGAGGGUAUCAGUUUGGUAAAGCAUGCUUAAAACACGUUUUCACAAAAAUUAAUGGUAACAUAUUUCGUCGUAAAAGCCUUGUAAAGUUUAAAGGACUUUACAACGAAUUUUCUCUUUCCUCAUAAAAUCGACGUAAAUUUACAUAAAUAUUACAACAAAACAUUUUUCUUGUAACUUUAGUACAACUAUACGACGAAAUUCAGUUUUGUCGUAAAAUCGUAAUAAUUUUCUCGUAAAUUUACGAGGAAUAUAUUUUCUCGUAAAUUUAUGUGGAAACCCAUUAUUCUAGUGAUCAGAAAUGUACAUCGUCUAGUGUCAAAUUUCUUACAAAAUGUAGUUCCUAUAGACGAUAUACAUUUCUGAUCACUUGUUCUAUAUGAACUACAUUUUGUAAGAAAUUCUGAAAUUAGACUAUGUACAUUUCUGAUCACUAGAAUAAUGAGUUUCCACAUAAGAUAAUGCUUUGCCAUAAACAUAUGUCGGAAGCUUCAACCAACCAACUAACUUCUUUUAUAGUUUGAUAUGAUUAGGCUGAUUUUUACGCAUGUUACUACAUUUUCAGCAAUUGAAUCAGUUCCAUUGAAUUGCAGUUACUGAAUUCCAUGAGGAAACUUGUAUUUGGGAACAACAUAAUUGCUUCGAAUUGUUUAAAAGUUAUCUAUAAAAAGAAAAGUUCCAAUGGUUAAGAAUUCAAAGUUCCAGCAAGUUUUUUUAUUGUUGUUUGCAUUGAUUCGAUACAUUUUCGACCACUAAUUCAUUGUCAACAAUUACUUAUUAGAGACACAGCAUAUGUGCCCCAUGACUCAGUUAUCCAAAUAUCCCCACCAAUGUAAAUUCACCAAUAUAUUAGUUAUUCUUUUGUAAUAUGGUGUAAUCAGCUUAAACAGAUGACAAAAAUAACCAAAACCAUUUAAUAGAGCUUAUACUCUCUUUUUUUAUAAAAUGAUCAAAUUUAAACAUCAGCUUUGCAAAGCUAACUGAUUACAAGCUUGUUGAGUUUUUUUGGGUAAAACAAUCUUGUCGAUUUUUUUUUUUUUUGACGUCGAACGGUAAUUCUAUUACUCAAGCUUGAGGUGGUCUAGAUAACCAGACCGAAAUAAAACAACCAAUGACGUCGAAUUUAAAAUGGAGCUAAUCACUCUAUGUAUGUUUACAUUAACACCAAUCAAAUAUUUCUCUAAUAUCUCUAUUAAAACAACUUUAUUGGUAAGCUUCUUUAACACAAAAAAAAAAUUUUAUUGCUAAGCUCUAACUAGGUAUCUCAAAAUAUAAAAUAAAAUUAUAUUAAAAUAUUAUUUGGAUAUCUAAAGAGUUAGAAUCCAGUUUAACAGUUUCUCAUUUGCGUUAACGUUUGCCAGUGAGAUUGUUCUAAGAACGCACUUAUAUAUAGACUAUAUUAAUAAUUGAUUUAAAUAUUCAAAAAUAUUAUAAAAUUUCAAAAGAAAUUAUCCAAAAAAAAAAAACGUACCACUUUUAUGACCGUUUUUUACGUACCUGCUGAUCUUGAACUAUACCGACUUUUUUGUACACCGGUUUUAUGCUGCAAUGGCUAACAAAACCAAUGAGUAAUUCCUCAAGCUUAUUCAUUGGCUCUUGACCUUGAUCAAUAGGUGAAUACAUAUGACUCUACCGAAAAAGCUUAUCAUCUUUUACUAAAUAUAAUUGUUUAUCUGCAUUUUGAAUUACAUCUUAUGCAAAGAAGAGUUUUUUUAGAUUAGUGGCUCGCUUGCAUCAGUCUUUCUUUACAGUUAGUGGUAACAUCCCUUGAUAAGAAGACCUAAUUAUCCUGUUAAAUUAUAAUGGUACCAGUUAGGUAAAGCAGGAAAAUAUAUAAAUAAAAGAUUAAUUUGUAAAGUAAUCAACAGGAAUGGCUUUGUUUAUUCAUGAAGCUUAAACAAGAAAUGUAGAGCUGUACUAUACAAGUUACUGAGCUUGCCAAAUAUCAUUAUUACAUUCCAUUAUCCUAUUAAGUAAAUAUCCUUGUCCAUCACUAACUAACUCCCCCUAAAUCACGUGGGUUGUACUAAUUAAUCUACAUACCUUCUCUGCCUACAUAUAUGAACUCUAUGCUAAGGUUAUAGCAACACAAAGACAACGCAAGCUAUUACUUCUAUUCCAUCAAUAUACCAGAGAUGGAAGGCUUGGAAAUUCCUAAGCAAGAAGUUCAUAUCAAAAUUGAUGAUUCAAUAUCUAGCAGUAAGGAGAGACACACUGACCUUCCUCAUACCAAACCCAUCGUUCUGAUGUCUGUUUUGAGUAGUCUCCAUGCAGGCUAUUUCAGAAUAAGCCUCUCACUCUGCAGCCAAGCUGUGCUAUGGAAGAUGAUGAUCGCACCUGAUUUACCAAGUAUGUCCCAUUUGCGAAGCAAUCUCCCGUCUUUGGCGUUCCAUCUCCUUUGGUGCCUAGCCGUUGCAACACAAGUGUCACUCUGUCUUUUGUACGCGUUGAAGUGUUUCUUCUUUUUUAACAUGGUGAAGGAAGAGUUCUCACAUUAUAUUGGAGUGAACUAUCUUUACGCUCCAUCAAUCUCAUGGCUAAUCUUGCUUCAAUCAGCUCCAAUGAUGGAACCACAGAGUGUUUUGUAUCAGACAUUAUUCUCGGUGUUUGCUCUACCAGUAUUGGCCCUCGACACAAAGCUUUAUGGACAGUGGUUCACCACAGAGAAAAGGUUCCUGUCGAUGAUGGCAAACCCGGCAAGCCAAGUAUCAGUAAUCGCAAACCUAGUGGCUGCACGGGGAGCAGCAGAGAUGGGAUGGAAGGAGCAGAGCCGGUGUGCUCUAUUCUUGUUCUCCCUGGGGAUGGUUCACUAUUUGGUUAUCUUUGUUACACUUUACCAACGCCUACCAGGCGGUAAGAACUUCCCAACAAAGCUGAGGCCAGUUUUCUUCUUGUUCUUUGCUGCACCAGCCAUGGGAAGUCUAGCUUGGAACUCCAUUUGUGGAACCUUUGAUCCUCUUGCGAAGAUGUUGUUCUUUCUUUCGCUCUUCAUAUUCAUGUCCCUGGUGUGUAGGCCAAAUCUUUUCAAGAAGUCAAUGAAAAGAUUUAAUGUCGCAUGGUGGGCUUACUCGUUCCCCAUGACCUUUCUUGCUUUAGACUCAGUUCAGUAUGCGCAAAAUGUGAAAGAUGAGGUCGCUUCUGGAAUGAUGCUUAUCUUCUCAUCUAUCUCCGUUUUGAUCUUCCUUGGUGUGAUGGUACUAACAGCAGCAAACAGCAAUAGAUUACUCAGACGUGAUCCUGUCCUCGGUUCUGCAACUAGUCCAAAAGACAAAUUACAUCUGUCUCAGUGCGGCUACUUGUUAACCAGAGUCAAAUCUAGUCUGCUCCAUCUUUUCCAAGUGCUUGCUUUUUCAUCAUAGCUUCUAUGCCCUUCCUUCUUGUGCGUAACUCUCUCAAUGUAAUGAUGCAACCACUAUGGUUUUAACACAGCAGAAGACUAAGUUUCAUAUUUGAAUUUCAAACCCUAAUUUCAGUUGAUAAAACCUUAAUAACCACUUUGAUUAUAUUAUUGACUCAAUCAAAGACCAUAAAUAUGAAAUUCUCAGCAUCAAACUCAAAUGCGACAAAAAAAAAGAAAAAAAAAACUCAAAUGCGACUGCUAAAAAAUCUAAUAAUUGAGAUUCUUGUAAUUGAAACAUUGUAUCCUUAGUUUUGUAAACAAAUGAAAAUUGUAACCAAAAGUCAAAUUACAUAAACAUACAACGUGCGAUAUUUUUUCUUUGUUCUCACCCAUGCAUGCACAAAUUCUGCGAAAACUCAUACAAAUUAUUAAAACUCGGACAAAAAUGUUACUACUAUUAAAAUUUUGUGAAGACUUUUUUUUUCCAAAGAAGCGUUAAUCUCUAGCCGUCCAAAUAUUCUAAGGAAUCCAGGGGUAGUCGGGCAGAGUGGUGCUGAAGGAGGUAAGUUUAUGGCUUUCAAGAAAAUUUCAAUGAUUCACUUUUCAUUGGCUUUCCUGAUAAUAAGUGCACGCAUGGAUAGCAAGCCCCAAACACUACUAGCAAAAAGGAAACAUAGGAGAAUGUAAGGGAUACUUUUGGAGGCUCCACAUCUUGUACAGUUUUUGAAAGAAGCAACUCAUGCAUGACAAUUAUUCUCCUACAAGUAAUUUUGCUAAACCAAUUGUAGGGCUUUCCUGGUGUAAUAGCCGUGUUCUGCUUUCCCGAGUUCUACCCAAUUUUAAUAGAGAAAUAGCCUCAUUUAUCAAGCAACCAGACCAAAAAUUCACUGACUUUUCGGAUCUUGGGUAGAUUUGACGAAUAAGAACAACAUAUUGCGUUAGUGUUAUUGGACACUGGGAUUUCCAGUUCAGUCACUUGUUCUAGUGUCCAACAUGGGAUUAACUCUGAGUGAGAUAUUUUUACUUGUAAGAGGAGUUAUUGUGAUGUGUAAACCCAGGGCCGUCCCUCCCAUAAGGCCAGUGAAGCUGGAGCUUUAGGCCACAAAAUAAUUUACAAUUUUUGAGGCCACAUUUUUUAUUAAUGAUUAUAGUUAGGUUAAAACAUUAAUUUUCACUUUUUGUUUCAGUUGGAGUCUUGGAUCUUCAAAGUUAAAUAUGUUGGACUUGUAAUGUUUCCACUAUUUUUCUAUUUUGACAUGUGUGUUUUUCUCUUUUAAUUUGAGUAACUUAUUUGUUAUUCUUUCUAUUUUUUUUCUUUUUGUUAUUAAAGAUAAUAUUAAUAGUUAAAAAAGAAGAAAAUAAUAGUUCAAACAAACUAGUACUUUUAAUUUAUUAAAAUAUCCACUACUGAUCUAAUAUUCAUCUGAAUUUUUAUUUAUACUUUUUAUUUAUAACUAAACUACUAUAUCAUUUUAUAUUUUAAACAAAAAUAUUAAAUAUAUUUUGGACCAAAAUAUUUAAAAAAAAUUAAAUAUGUGUUACCACAUAAUUUUGCUUUAGGCCAUGAAAUCUACUGGGACGGCACUGUGUAAACCUAUGAGAAUGUGUUUUGAAUAUACUUUCUUAUUGAACAAGUUAACCUUUACAUUGUAUGUAGGCUGUGUUGUAAGCAACAUAAUCUUGAAACUUAACCGGCGGAGCUCGAACAUGUUGCCCGCGUCCUAAGACUUCUUCUGGAGAGGAAGACUGCUGAGCAGGAACAAAAGUAUCAGAUAUUACUGGUGGUGAUGGAGGAAGCUCUAUCGCAUGCUCUGUUUCAGUGACACAACUUGACGGCUGAGCAACCUCUGCAACCCGUUCACGUUCACUAGAGAUGUCAGUACUCCCUCUUUCAUCCAACACUAGCUCCGACUCUGGGAGAAAAAUCCAAUCAUCAUUAGAAGCAACAGUCGGGGACAAGACAGACAAUUGAGGUAGAACCGAAACAGAGGCCAUCGGAAACUCUGUUUCAUAAAACACAACAUCUCGACUGAUAAGAAAUUCCUUCUUCUCCAAAUCGUACACCUUCCAACCUUUCUGACCAAAUGGAUACCCGAUAAAGAUACAUCUUCGGCUUCGUGGUCCAAAUUUAUCUUUAUCACGAGAACGAUGAUGCGUGUAGCACAAGCUCCCAAAAACUCGAAGAUGUUCAUACUCUGGUAUAGUUCCGUAGAAUAUCUCAUACGGAGAACGCCUCUGAAGAACCUUAGUAGGCGUUCUGUUAAUCAAAUGAGCCGCUGUCAUGACGGCCUCGCCCCAGAACUUAACUGGUAGCUUACUUUGAAACAAGAGUGCUCGAGACACAUUUAAAAUGUGUAUGUGUUUUCUCUUAACACACCCAUUCUGCUGAGGCGUUCCAACACAAGACAUUUGAUGCACAACUCCAUGUUCUCGAAAAUAGCUACCAAGACAAGUAAACUUAGUACCAUUAUCGGAUCGCACAAUCUUGACGUGCUUUCCAAACUGUUUGUACGUCAUUGUGCAGAAAUUUUGUAGUACGGUUUUAACUUCAGAUUUCUCAAGUAGAAAGUACGUCCAUACAGCUCUCGAGUAAUCAUCUACAAUAGUCAAGAAAUAGACUGCACCACUAGAAGAACGAGUUCGAUACGGUCCCUAUACGUCACAAUGAAUGAUAUCAAAACAUUCUUUAGUUUUAUUAGAACUAUUAAAGAAAACUUCUCGAGUUUGCUUCGCCCUAAAACAAGUGUCACAAGGACCAUGGUCAGCAGUUUUAUUUGUAGAAAACAUAGAUAAAGACGACAUAAGAAAACGACGGAUGUCCUAGCCGUUGGUGCCACAUAAACUGAUCUGCUGAGCUGACAACUGAACUAUUCAUACGAUGAACCCUCGCAGCCAUGACAUCUUGAAAGUAGUAUACCCCAUCUCGCUCUCUACCGGCUCCAAUCAGGGUCCUCGUAAAACGGUCCUGCAAAACACACACUGUAUCAGUAAGGAGAGCAAAGCAGUUUGUUUGUUUCAAAAAUUUCGAAAAGAGAUCAAGGAGCAAUUCAAGUUGGGCACAAAUAGAACUUUAUCCAGCGUGACACGAUCUGUCAAGGGAAGCUUUCCAACAUGAGUCGCAAACGUUUUAUUUCCGUCUGCGAACCCUGUAGGACACGGCGGUAUCACCGACGUGUUAACUAACAGAGAAAGAUCUCCAGUCAUAUGGUGAGACGCUUUAGUAUCCAAUAUAAGAUCACCAAGUCUAGUCUUACCAGAGAGCUUGUCAUUCGAUGGGCGUGCUCUUUCAUCAAUCAUCUGGGAGAGAGCUGCCCACUGCUCAUCGGUAAAGCCAGGAAAACAAGAAGAGUUCGAAGUAGUCGCGUGUGCAUUAUUCACUCGAGCUCCAGUGUUACGCGAGCGAUCAGCACCAGAAGACCCACGACCACGACCUCCUCUGCCGCCACCUCUGUUUGCUCCAGUGUUUCCUCUGUUAGACGACGCACGCUCUUCCCACCAAUCAGGAAACCCAACCAGUUGCCAACAGUUCGACUUGUCAUGUCCUGUUCUCCUGCAGUGAGCACACUGCGAGCGUCUUCCUGACCUAGCAAGACCAGUACGCGAAGUAGCCUGAUCCAUUUCAGUCUUGGCUGUAAACCCAAUUGCGUUUUGCUGCGACUCUCGAUCCUUUGUCGAGUUAAGACGUUGUUCUUCUCGCACAACCUUAGCAUAUAUUUCCCAAUGUCCAUCUCGGAGUCUGACGACACUAUGGACUGACAAAUUACUCCAAACCUUGAUUCAUCAAGACCCAUCACGAACUGAUGCAUCUUCUCCGCCUCUCGUGCUUUCUCUAUCUCCGGAGCUGCUCCACACGUACAGCUUGGGAGAGGCGAGUACAUAUCCAACUCUUCCCACAACUUGGACAGACGUCCAAACAACUCAAUAACAGACUGUCCAUCCUGGCGACAAGAUGCGAGCUGUUCCUUCAUAUGAUGCACACGCACCUUGUUACCAACAGAGAAUCGUUUGCGAAGAUUUUCCCAAACUGAUGAGCAUCUUGCACAAACGUAACAGUAGACCUCACCCGAGGCUUAAUAGACGUGUGAAUCCAUCCCACAAUCAUCGAAUUAACCGAGAGCCAAAGCUCCAAGUUAGAAUCAUUUGCAAGAAGCUUCGGAAUCGUACCAUUAACGAACCCAAGUUUUCGUUUUGCACGAAGAGCGUUGGUCAUCUCACUAGACCAUUCACCAUAAUUUUCACCCGUCAACGUCACCGACGUGAUCAUGGCUCCCGGAUUGUCGGAAGUAUGCAAAGAAUACGGCGUCGCACUGACAACGCCUCUGCUGUCCAUCGUACCACUCUUGGUCACGGUCGACUCUUCUCCAUCACCCAUACUUGCUGAAUCUCACAGAGAAACAACAAACUGAAAACAACCAGAAGAUCUUUGAACUUCGAAGCUCUUUGAACUUCGAAGCUCUUAACACACCAACACAAGCGUUUCUAGGUCCAAAGGAUUGUCUGCUAUGAUACCAUGUAAACCUAUGAGAAUGUGUUAUGAAUAUACUUUCUUAUUGAACAAGUUAACCUUUACAUCGUAUAUAUACAUCACAAAGAGAAGAUAUUCCUAAACCAAGAUAUAGAAAUAUCCCUAACAUAAAGGAAGUUUUCCUUAUCAUAAAAUGGAAUAUCCGAUAUAUUACUUGACACACAAAGAUCCUAAUAUGAUGCAAGGAACGGAAGUAUAGAACCAAGAGCCAGUCCAUAGGUUGAUGAUUGACCAGUUGAUACACAAGGCCCUGUUAGAGUGCUUCUCCAACCGUGAAAGAUAUUGUUCCUGGUUUAACAUUCCAAAAGGAUGUUUUAGAAAAUAUAAAAUUUAUUUAAAUCAAAAAACUUUUGUACAAAUGAUGUGACUUUGUUUAAAGUGUGUUUGCUAUAAUGAGCUAAAUCUGAAUCACAGAGAACUUCUAAUUUUCUCUCAUCAAUUUGCAAAGCAAACGCGCAAGGAUUUGUCAAAUCUGCCAUUCCUGUACAAACAACCUAUAUAAGGGGGGAUCCAAACUCUAAAACAAGGGAUCGACUAUUCUAAACUUCGAUUUAGCUAUGUGGCUAGAACUAUGGUUUAUUGUUCAAUAUGUCGUUAUCCCUGCUCUUUUGAUCAAUAAUAAACUACUUUUGAUUCUAGUUCCUGCUUAUUACAGCCAGAGCUGGCCCUUUGGCUAAGCCAGGGAAUCAGUGGCUUCCGGACGCUUUAUUAUAAAGACAAGUUUGGCCACAAUUUUCUAAAACUUCCUUUUAGUUUAGUGGUAAGUUCUGAAAACUACAAACUCUCUUAACCGAACUAGGGAUCUAAUAAGAUAACUACUAUAUGUUUAGGAUAACUCCUACUAUUUCCUAAGAUAAUGAUGUAACUAGUCCUACUUCUUAUCUCGUUAGGAGUUCUACCUUUGUAUAAAUAGAGGCCUUUACCUAAGGAAUCAAUAACACAACUAAUUUUUUUACAUUCUAAAGAUAUUUCAUUGUAUCAGA